Oncorhynchus mykiss (rainbow trout) is the source of this 5778-nucleotide messenger RNA. Its product is annotated as protein O-mannosyl-transferase TMTC2. Gene Ontology annotation, biological process: protein O-linked glycosylation via mannose. Lineage: Eukaryota; Metazoa; Chordata; Actinopteri; Salmoniformes; Salmonidae. Gene Ontology annotation, cellular component: endoplasmic reticulum membrane. Gene Ontology annotation, molecular function: protein binding; mannosyltransferase activity. The record is from RefSeq and is a predicted model, not a curated record.
GAAUAUCCUUUGAACCACACGCGGCUCAAUCACGACGUUUAUCCAGCGGACCACUCACUAUGCAUCAUAGGAGCAGUCUUGUAGGAAAGGCGUGCAAAUGCAGUCACAGAAACCGUAAAUGCUGGCCGUUUUGCUCUAUUUCGUGUCGGAUCAAAACUGCCCUCCUCUAGCUCAAAAUGGGUUAGAAGGAGGAUGCCUGGAUUAUCCACUUUCAACACUUUGCGAGGAUGGGGAAUUGGAAUUUAUGUUUUCGUAGAGACUUCUUGACAAAGACGGAGAUAGAGAAUAGAGAUCGGAUUUGAGAUCUAUCUCCACUGUUCUUCGUUUUCUUUUCUUGUUUUCUUUUUUGAGAAAUGAUUGCAGAAUUCGUGUGCAGCGCUGUGGCUUUGGUCCUCUAUGUCAACACUCUGGGCGCUGAUUUCUGCUACGAUGACAGCCGUGCGAUCAAAACCAACCAGGACCUGCUCCCAGAGACCCCGUGGAUCAACAUCUUCUACGAUGACUUCUGGGGCACCCUGCUCACCCACAGCGGCAGCCACAAGUCUUACCGGCCCCUGUGUACCCUCUCCUUCCGCCUCAACCAUGCCCUGGGCGGCUUGGAGCCCUGGGGCUACCACCUAGUCAAUGUGGGCCUCCAUGGGGCAGUCACAGCCCUCUUCACCUGGUUGGCCCGCCUGCUGCUUGGAGGGGGCCUGUGGAGCCUCCUAGCUGGGUUAUUGUUUGCCUCGCACCCCAUUCACACAGAGGCAGUGGCGGGCGUGGUUGGCCGGGCCGACGUGGGCUCUGCUCUGUUCUUCCUGCUGUCGCUGCUGUGCUACGUACGUCACUGCACCCUGCGAGGGGGCUCUGCGGGGCCCUGCAGGCUGGGGGCCUGGCUCCUGGGCAGCCUGGGCUGUGCCGCCUGCAGCAUGCUGUGGAAGGAGCAGGGGGUGACGGUGCUGGCCGUGUCGGCCCUCUACGACGUCUGUGUUUUCCACCGGCUCAAAUUGCGUCAGGUCAUCAUGCUGGUUUACAAGAGGAGGAACGUCCACCUGCUGUUGAGUGUGUUGCUGUUGGCUGCCUGGGGGGCUGUUCUGCUGGCCUACCGCCUCUACUGGAUGGGCAACAAACCACCCAACUUCUCCAACUCAGACAAUCCAGCGGGGGACUCCCCAUCCCUCCUCACUCGGACUCUAACCUUCCUCUAUCUGCCCGCCGUCAACAUGUGGCUUCUCUUGUGCCCAAACACCCUGAGCUUCGAUUGGUCCAUGGACGCCCUGCCUCUGAUCAGAAGCAUCGCCGAUUGGAGGAACCUUCAUACUUUGGCCUUCUAUGUGGGACUGCUCCUUCUGGCUUGGUUUGGGCUUCGCACCCGCCAGGUCAAGGGCAAGGAGACCAACGGAAAAGCCCAUCAUGUAACCAACGGGAACGGGAGGUCCCACACCAAUGGACACAGUUGCCACCACCCCGAUGUUCCCAACCACACAAACUCUGAAACAGAGCCUCAAACUGCAAGUGCACAGAACGGUACCAAAAAGCACUACGUCACCAGGACUCCACUGCCCACCACUGAAAACGUAGUGGUGUUCUCCUUGGGCCUAUUGGCCAUCCCUUUCCUCCCUGCCACCAACCUGUUCUUCUACGUGGGCUUUGUGAUAGCAGAGAGGGUACUGUACAUCCCCAGUAUGGGCUUCUGUCUGCUGCUGGCGGUGGGGCUGAGGGCCCUGUACGUACGGCUGAGGUGGAGCUCCUCCAGGACUGUGGUGGUGUACUGUAGCGUUACCCUGGUCCUACUGUUUGGGGUUAAAACAGUGCUGAGGAACCAAGACUGGCAGAACGAGGAGAUGCUCUACAAGUCGGGAAUAUACUUUAACCCUGCUAAAGCAUGGGGCAACCUUGGGAAUGUCCUGAAGAACCAGGGCAAGAUGGCGGAGGCAGAGCAGGCAUACAGGAAUGCCCUCUACUACCGCAGGAACAUGGCAGACAUGCUGUAUAACCUUGGUUUGCUGCUACAAGAAAACAACAAGUUCUCUGAGGCACUCCACUACUAUAAACUGGCCAUUGGGAGCAGGCCAACUCUGGCUUCUGCCUACUUGAACACCGGGAUUGUCCUGAUGAACCAGGGGCGACUGGACGAAGCCAAGAGGACCUUCCUAACCUGCGCCGAAAUCCCUGACGAGAACCUGAAGGACCCCCACACACACAAGAGCUCUGUCACCAGCUGCCUGUACAACCUGGGAAAGCUGCUCCAUGAGCAGGGGCACCAGGAGGAGGCCCUCUCCGUGUAUAAAGAAGCAAUACAGAAAAUGCCAAGACAAUUUGCACCUCAGAGCCUCUAUAACAUGAUGGGAGAGGCCUACAUGAGACUGAACAAGCUGACCGAGGCCGAGCACUGGUACAGAGAGUCCCUGAGAGCCAAGCCAGACCACAUCCCAGCACACUUGACCUAUGGCAAACUCCUGGCCCUCACGGGUCAGAAGACUGAAGCAGAGAGGUUCUUUCUGAAGGCCAUCCAACUAGACCCCACAAAAGGAAAUUGCUAUAUGCAUUACGGUCAGUUUUUGUUGGAGGAGUCUCGUCUGCUGGAAGCGGCUGAGAUGGCGGAGAAGGCAGCUCGUCUGGACAGCGGGGAGUUUGAUGUGGUCUUCAGCGCAGCCCACAUGCUCAGACAAGCCAGUCUCAAUGACGCAGCCGAGAAGUAUUACGGACGGGCAGCCAGCAUAAGACCCAACUACCCAGCAGCCCUGAUGAACCUAGGGGCCAUUCUCCAUCUCAACGGGAAGCUGCGGGAGGCGGAGACCAACUACCUGCGAGCUCUGCAGCUGAAACCAGAUGACACCAUCACCCAGUCCAACCUGCGCAAGCUGUGGAACAUCAUGGAGAAACAGGGCCUCAGGACCAUGGGGCUGAGUUAGCUCUGAGUUAUCUCUCCAGCCAGCAAGCCAUCUGUGCAGCAAGCCUGGGGAAGAAGUGGCUGUUUCACCCUCAGAGGAGAGAGGGAGGAGAGACUGGGAAGGUGAGGAAGGGGGAGGACAGCAGAACGCUCCUCGUGACUGUCUGUUGUGAGGAGCACUACAUUGGAUGAUGACAUUCUGGAACUUUGUCCAAAAAGGGUGCUCUCCCAGGAUCUGUGAUUCUUGAACAGAGCACUUAACUUGAAGUGGGCCAUAUUUUGUGGUUAAUUAGGUUUUGAAUUAGUUAUAGAUUCUUAAAAAAUAUUUAAGGACAACGUUUGUCCUGGGACAGUGCAAGAUUAAAAGUGUGUGCGAGUGACAGGAAAAAAAAACGUCCCAAGGCGCUGCCCUCUGAAGCAGGAGCAGUGGAGUAGAAGUUACUUUUACUCACCGUCUAAUUACGUUUUUCGUCUGAAGUCAGUUCAUUGGUUUCUGUGCAUAUCAGUGGAACUCGUGGCAUGGUAUUGGAGUUUACAGCUUUAUCAGUUGUAAACAGCUCCCACUGGGUACAGACAUCAGUUCAACAUCUAGUUUUGAUUUACAUUUGGUUGAGUUGUCAACUAACAUGAAUUCAAUGUGAAAUCAACAACAACAAAAUCACCAAGUUAUUGGAUUUAAGUAAAAAGAGUGAAAAUAAGACAAUUGCCUUACGUUAACUAUUUUCAAAUCCAAUCUGUUUUCCACGUUGAUUCAACGUCAUCACGUAGAAUUUGGGGGUGGAAAUUACAUGAAAACAACCUUGACUCAACCGGCUUUUGCCCAGUAGGCAACUAGUGGAGGUCAGGGUUGAUUAAUUAUUGAUUCCGAAUGCCUAUGAGAUUUCACUGAUUUGACAUGUUCUUGGACAUUGAGACCUACAGCACCAUGCCUGCAAACGAUAUGUAGCAGAUUGUUGAGCAUCAUUGAGUGAUAAAAAGGGAACCCGUCAUUGAAAAUAAGAAUUUGUUCUUAACUGACUUGCCUAGUUAAAUAAAGGUAAAAUAAAAUUGUUGCCAAAAAACACAGUGGUAGUUGUGAAAUAAAAUGCCAAUACAUCUGUCAGAUGGAAAGGUGAAAUGACUUUGAACUGAAAGAAAUGUCUGUCAUUAUUUGCAAACUCUAUUAUUCCUUUCUAAUUGAAGGUGUGAAACUUUUCCAUGUAAAUGUAGCAGAUCAUUUCACAUUCCUUCAUUAAGCUUGUUGUUUCAUAGAGAGACAUCACAUGGCUCCUGUGUAGGCUACUCAUGUGUCCUUGGAUAUUUGUCUUAGAGGACAGCAAUGUGUUAUGAAAGGAAAUGGCCAACUAACUUCCGAUGGUACUAACAUUAGCCCCUAUAAGUUGAUGACUGAAAUCUCCUAACCAAAAUAGCUGUCUAAUCGAUGCACUCCUUUACAUAACAAUGCACAGCUAUAGUUUGUCUGAGGGAAUAUUUUUAUGUAAUAUUGCUUUGAAAACAUAAAUGUUAUUUUAUUUGUAUGUAUACAUGAAGUUUAAUAUAUACAGUACAAAGCCACAUACAUUAUAAUGGAGACAAUAGUCUGACUUGCAAGGGAAGGUCAGUGCCCAGCAGGUUCAGUAUCUGUAAGAUAUGAAGUAUUUUCCAUAGUAUCAAUACAUAAUGUUCUCUCACUCUUUUUGGUCUUAAACGUCCAUUUUGUAUAUAUUAUGUGUAAUUAACAUCUACUUGGUGCUUGUCAUUAAAACAUUUACCACCGUUUAAAAAACUUACAUUUGGAAGGAAGAAAAAGUAUUUUGGAGAUGAUCCCGCUAUGACAUUUAUGUUUAUGGUAAAGAAGCCCACAGCCACCAGGCGGUUUAAUAUUUGCAAGUUAUUUCUUUGUGUUAUCUUGGCAUAUAAACCAGCUGGUACUGUGUUAUCUUUUUAAAUGUAUGUUGAAGGAAGUUCGUAAGAUAAAUAUUAAUCCAUUUCCCUUCAAGAAAUGUGAUAUACCUGUACACGUUUGUCUGGAAGACUUUGCCUUGCAUUAUGACUGAAAAAAAGGAUUAUACAGCUAUGUGAUUCUCAACCCCAUUUUCUGACAGGUGUAUCUUGAUUAUGCUAAGAUAUUGCAUUUGAUUAAAAAAAACUAAGUUCAUCAUAGACAAUAAAUUCAAUGGCUACCAAAAAGUCAAAAGUAUUAAAAUAUUGCCAUUUCUUUUGCUGUUCUUUUGCUGUCUCUGCAGUCACCCCAUCCAUCCGAGGUCAUAUCCAGUGCUUUAUGAAGUUAGUAGUCUGAUAGUUGCCUUGUUCUUUCUUGAACAAAAAAAAUGAUAGUUGUCCUGUUCCACUCUGUACGUAACCUCUGUUCUCAUGUCUGUCUGCCAGUAUUGGAGUCACAGCAUGGCACUGUGUCUGGCAGGAGCUGGAUGGUCUUACUGGUUGUUACAGUGCUGACGAUUGUGAUGGUCUUGACCAUACAGCACAACACUGUACAACACUGUGUUGUAUAUAGCUAUGGUCACCAUGUCUAUCUGUCUGUUAUAGUGAAAUGUUGAACUAGGUUAUCACAAUAAACUAUUCUACCUUCACACCUUCCACCCCACUCCUACAACCCCCAUCACAAGUUGUGCUAAUUUCUCUUGUGGAUAAAUUGUUUAUGAACAAAUUAUAGUAUGAAUGAAGAUGGAAAUAAGUGUUUCAUUCUGUCUCUCUGCUCAGGGAUUUCAAGCGGUGGGUUGUAUUGCUGAAUCAUACUCACGGAGCACUCGGAGAGUUUACUAAAUUAAAGUUUUAUUUUUUGAAAGUUGUUGUAUUUGUAUAAAUUAUCAAGAUUUGUAGCCUUUGCUUAAACGAUGCGCCAGUAUAAACUUUCCCAAUGUUGCUUUUUUUCCACAAUAAAGUAAUAGUGUUCUGCUUUCAUUGUC